AUGGAUUUCCUGAAGCUGACCAAGGAUAAAUUAGUUGUAAGCGACUUGAGUGAUCUUGUGGCUCAUGAAAGCUGCGGAGCCAUUUCCUUGUUUGUCGGAACCACUCGAGACUACUUUGAAGAUAAGAAGGUUAUCUCAUUGGAAUACGAAGCUUAUGAACCCAUGGCGCUUAAAACGUUGAAGAACAUCUGCCAAGACAUUCGCUCCCGCUGGCCACAGGUCAAGAACAUCGGGAUUUACCAUCGUCUUGGCGAGGUAGCAGUCAAAGAAGCCAGCGUUGUCAUCGCCAUCAGUUCUCCGCAUCGCAAAGAUGGGAUCGAAGCCACGGCUUUUGCCAUUGAGGAGCUGAAAAAGCAAGUUCCGAUCUGGAAGAAGGAGCAGUAUCUGGAGAGUCAAGGUACAUGGAAGGAGAACAGGGAGUCCAAAACGGAACGGAGGACCGGGAGAAAAAUUGAUUUCCGCGAGUGUCCCGUUGAGGGAGUCGAUGUUCCGAAGCAUUUGGUGCAGAUUGGCACAAAUCACGAGGAGAUAUCGCGUCGCAUUGAGAUGUUUAUUGAGCGGAAACGACAAGAAGUCAAUACGAGCAAUAUUGAAGAUUUUAUCGAAGGAGACGUUUCAGAGUCUUGUGCUCGGGUUAAGUGCACGGUUUUCCGCGUUAAGGACUCCAAGGGGCAUCUCAAGGUUCGUCGCGUGCAGAAUGAAUUUGGGCCACAAACUCUGUCAGAAAACUACACAAAACUCUUCACAAAACUCCAGGAAUCACCGUCUCAUGGAAGUUCAGAGACCAAGGAAGCCCCUUCCACUGAGAAUAUUAAAGAUUUUGGUGUUAAGGAAAGACUGAGUGACAUGGAAAAGCAUCUGGCACUGACUUCUGUGCAAUCUGGAAAUGUUUUUCAGCGAAUUAAAGCUCUGGAGGAUAGGAUUUUGUAUCUGGAAUCUAUCUCUCCGGAAUAUAUUCACUUCCUGGAGAGAAAGUCACAGAAACCAGGGGAAAAGCGGGAAGUGAAGAGGAAAAGAAUUUAUUCCAUUCAAUGCAUUGAUGAUUUCAUCGCUGAACUGGAGGAAAAUCCUUAAUGAUAAAUUGUAAAUAAAUAAUUGUAGAUUUUUAUUAUGAGUAAAUCAAUGAUGAUGAAAUUA
Molecule: messenger RNA, 1137 nt
Organism: Phlebotomus papatasi
Lineage: Eukaryota; Metazoa; Arthropoda; Insecta; Diptera; Psychodidae
Gene: Mocs2B
Product: molybdopterin synthase catalytic subunit
Exons: 4
Coding region: 1-1074 (357 amino acids)
Biological process (GO): Mo-molybdopterin cofactor biosynthetic process
Cellular component (GO): cytosol
Molecular function (GO): molybdopterin synthase activity
Source: RefSeq, a predicted model, not a curated record